This is a messenger RNA of Triticum turgidum subsp. durum (durum wheat), 321 nucleotides long. Lineage: Eukaryota; Viridiplantae; Streptophyta; Magnoliopsida; Poales; Poaceae. The record is from the annotation of a GenBank genome assembly.
AUGCUUGGGCUACGUCACUGGGUCGUGACGGUGCCGGAGGACGAGAACGGCGAGGCCGGGUGCCGCGGCACCGCGUUGGCCGCGACCGGUGAAGGGGGCGAAGAAGGGCGGCUUCCCUGGCCCUGGGAGUUGGUGCGGUGGAAGCGGCACUUGAAGGACCCGGCGUGGGUGGCCGGCGCGCAGACGCACUUGGAAGCAGGCCACAUCCUCCGCGUAUUCUUGGAGCUGUGGCUAGCCGAUUUACAUGAAAUUAAUUCCCUCAGAUGUGGUGGCAAAUAUAAUACACAUAAUCCAUAUUGUUAUGCACUAGCGUGUGUGUGA